AUGUGGAGCUCUGAAGAUCCUGUUAUCUUUGAUUCUUAUGCCAACCUGCAACUGGUGGCAUUUCUCCUGACAGGCAAUAUCAUUCACUCAGACUAUUAUUAUCAUCGCAGAAACCCCAAAUUCCUGCACAUUAAAGACCAUCCAUGUCUCCAAAGACACGAAGAGAGUGAAUGGACGUGCAUAGUCAUGCUGGCUAUCAAACAAGUUGCUCGCCAGAAUAAACCAACAAAACCACAAAAUGACAAAGCUAGAGAACACUUUGAGAGUUUGAUUAAGGCUAUGGAAGCAACAAUUAAUGACAUCGCACCCCAUUUCGAGGUCGCGGUGCCUUCUAUCAACACCUUCUACAUGGUAGAUUUAGGCAAUGUACUCAAAAGCCAGACCAAGACCCAAAUGCAGCCUUGCUGGAUGCUAGCCGUCAUUGCUCAGCUCUGGGCACCUGUGGUACUAGACACAGGAGCCUGUGAGUCUCUGAUUUCCGACAUGUACCAGGGCCUUCUGUUCUCCGAAACCAAUUUGCAGGAUGCAGAAACAAUGGCUUUCAAUGGCAUUGGUGGACGUAUCUCAUCUACCAAGACAGUAUGCCUCAAAACUUCCCUCAGAGGCUGUGGAGGAGAAUACCUGACUUUCCAUGCCUACUUUUGGGUCAUUGCAUAUGGGAAACCUCUCAUCAUCCUAGCCAAUGAUGUUCUGGGACAUCUGAAACUCCAAACCUUGGUUCAGGUACCCCCAUUACCCAGUUUUGCGGUGACGCUCAAGAAUCCGGACAUCCUUAUCCCUUGCUCCAUAAUGGAUGAGCUGGACACUGAUCACAUGCAUGGCAUGCCAUACAAGACCAAGCAGGGUGAAUUCAUGAAGGAUGUGUCAAUGCCACGGCUGACCAAAGCCAAAGCUCAGAAGUCUAGAUUAACCAUGUUAAUCACGGGACAGACAUGCGUGGCAGCCCAAACUUUUCUCAUUGAAAACCCUCUUGAGGCCACCGCUGCUAGCUCAAUGGCCCCGUUAGGCCUCAAACUGUCCACUGCAACCCAUAAUUCAGUUGCGGACCCCAAAGAGAACAUUUCCAAAGAAGAAUGGCAGACACUUUGGAACAAAUGGAACCUCGACUCUAUGGAGAGGGCUCCAGGGGCCUUCGAAGCCCAAUUAGAAGACGCGGAACAUUUCCACGUUGAUCUCAAGUGA
Spizellomyces punctatus DAOM BR117 is the source of this 1182-nucleotide messenger RNA. RefSeq lists its product as uncharacterized. NCBI's taxonomy places the organism in Eukaryota, Fungi, Chytridiomycota, Chytridiomycetes, Spizellomycetales, Spizellomycetaceae. The record is from RefSeq and is a predicted model, not a curated record. The transcript has a single exon. Gene Ontology annotation, molecular function: aspartic-type endopeptidase activity. The coding region runs from base 1 to 1182 and encodes 393 amino acids. Gene Ontology annotation, biological process: proteolysis.